AUGGCACAGGGGAUGCGGUGCCCACGCACCCUCUACUUGUUCUCCGCGGUCGUGGGAUGGCCAUGGGAGUUCGAGCUGCUGCAGACCCGGCCGCCCGAGGACAACCUCACGGAGACCAUGAGGGCAGAGGAGAUCCCAGACCCUGGCAAUGCUACGAUGAGGCCGCAUGGUUUGGCACGCCGGACCAUCCUGGGCGACUUCGAGCUGAAGGAGGGUGGGCUGGACCUUUCCGUGCAGUGGGACGAGGACUUCAAGCACUAUGUGGACUUCUUUGUUGCCGUCGACGAGAUGGACUGGACGUCCUCAACUGGGAGCGACGCGGCUGGUCCUUCCACCACCGCUGUCAACCUCUUCGAAGGCCGCGGCAGCAGACGAAGGCUCAACGACGUGGUCAUCCGACGUGGAGGUCAUGUAGCCCGGUUGCUGCAAGAGGAGAGCAUGCUCAAGCGGAUCGAUAGCGAUGGCUUGAGGGUGAAGUUCAAUGGAGUGUCUGGUUGCACUUCGAGGCAAUUUUGCCGGGAGCUGGAGGAGGUGGGGGAGAUCCACUUGCGCCGACAGCUAGAGUGCAAAGCAGAGCACUCCAUGCAUAUCCAGGAGUUCGCGGGGGUUGAUCAUGAAGCAUUGCUGGGCCUCCAUCGUUAUGCUCACGGUUCACCACGAUGGCUCAUUGGUCUACUUGGUCGUGGUGUUUGGCGUGGACUGGGUUUUCUGGUGAGGCUGCUUCGGUGCUGUUGCCGCAUUUGCUGCAAUAAGAAGACCAACCGCGUCAUCCGGGAUGAAGAUGGACACGAGCGCUUCCUUGAUCCAGACUCAGAGUCAGAAGCUGAGGGGGAUGAGGCAGCGUGCCAAGGGGUGCGCGUUGGUCUCAUGGUUGAUGGAGAGAUGAGGCCACUGGCACCAGACGGAUGCAACGACAUGGCAACUCAAGAGGAGACGACACUUCUCGACGGGGACAUUGAGGUCUCGGACGUCAGGCCACCUGGGCCUGGUCAACUGGUGCGGAUCCCCCUUUGUGCGCAUCAUCGGCAGGUCUAUCAGAGUGCAGCUUUGAAGAGACCUGACCUGCCACAGAGAGCUCUGGAACAGGAAGACGUGAUGGGGAGGCCGGUGUGGCUGAAGGUUCGCUUGACUUAUGAGGACGGGAACCACGAGUGGAUUCUUUGCCUUGGGGAGUUAGCUGGCUACACACCUGGAGGAGUUCGUGGUGAUGAGAAGCUCGAGAUCUACGUCACGUUCUUGGACAACACGAUCAUCGUCGACCCAAAGUACUUGGAGGACAUGGUGGACAUCAGAAACUUGCAAGAGCUCGAACCAGCUAAAGCCCAGCUGUUGGUCAAGGAAGUGCCACAGGAUGCUGCAGGCAUUGGCCUUGAUGUCAAGGGCUACAUCGUCCCGGAGCUCUUGGCGCAGCGUCUACAGUCUUGGGAAGGAAGAACUUUGGUUUCAGGACGUCGCCUAAGCGGUGCUCAGCUUGUGGACAUCAAGAAGAACCUCUCCAGCAUGGCGGAGCUUGGUAUGGAUCAUCAGGUCCGUGGUCGCAAAGAGGGAGAACCACUGCCUAAGCCCGAGACGCCUAGAAGGAGAUCGCGCAGCCGAAGCCACAGCUUAGCCAGAGCCAUGAGAGAGGAAGAUGAAACCAGACAGGAGGAAGAGCCUGAUGUUCCCGUGGAGGUUGAGAACGAGGAGGUGACUGGCGACGGGGUCAUCGAGGCCUAUAUGACGGCAACGUGCCCAGGGCAGACUCACCAAGAGGCGAUCGAUACGGUCCAGAUGAUCUUUGAGGUGGACGUUCAGACACUUCGCAACCUCCUGAGGACGCACAUCCGAAGAAAUUGUGGGAAGCAGAACGAGUCGGUCGAAGUGGCCAUCAGGAUUCUGAAGAAGGUGACCAACAAAGAUCACAAAGAUGAGAAGGACGAGCACCUCAAGCGUGACGCAGAUCCUGAACGUUCCAAGCCAGUUGAGAAGAAAGGACAAGCAGCCCACGAAAGGCUGUUCCCUUCGUGCUAUGAAGGCCCUCGUGAUGAUGGAAGCCUUAUCCGCCCAGCAGAAGCAACCAGCAAGCUCAACCCCCUCAUUUCCAACGACGGCGUGGUGGGCCAGCUCUUCGGUCUGGGGAACAGAAUUGAUGAGGCCUCAACUCGAGCAGGAGCCGGUGGAGAUGACGAUGAGGCGCAGAUGGGAGCCAGGGUGGUGCACGCACUUGAGGGCCUUCGUAAAGCCACAGAAGGUGACAAGCGAGGUAGCCCAGGUACUCGGAGCUCCAUUGGCGCUGAGGAGAGCCUGGACGUCUAUUUGGCUCGAGGGUGCAAUACCCUCACGGUGGAGGUAUGCCCGGAUGUCACGGGCAAAGAGCUCUUCGAUGCUUUGAAGAGGGCAUGCUCGCGUGCGAAAGCUAAGCUGCAACAAAUCGAGUGGCCUUGCCUUGUGACAAAUGGGAUCGCGUAUGGCCUCGCAGCCAUGCAGCACGGUGGAAAGGACCACACGACAUUGGCACCUUGGCAGCUCAGUGUGGCGCAUGCAGUAACAGCAAAACCAAAGGACUUCGAUCAGUAUGAGGCCCCAAAGGACGACAAGAUCGAGCCCAAGCCCAGGUACCCGACGCACUUCGCGACUUGGCUCAAGCAGGCGAAGAACGAGAUCAGGAUGCUUGGAUCAGUCUUGGGCUUGGAGCACAAGAAGGAGCGGCUCAAGGCGUUGGACCAGAUUGAGAAGGCGCACGAGCAAGACUCAGAUGUUUGGCCUGAGCCUUUGGGAAGAGCUCAAAGCAGCGUGGACGGAGGAGUGACGAACCUGGAGGAGAUGAUGAUCGAGUUGGACGUGGACGAGAACGUGCAGGCGGAGCGCGACGAGAAGGUGAAGGACGGCAGUGGACAGAAGCAAGGAUGCCUCCCACCUGAAGAGUAUGAAGGUGUCCAAUAUACCCAACUGGAAGAUGAACUACGGGAGCUCACCAGGGGUCCACACACCGACUGGCUCAGAGACCCUAUGCUUGAACCAGGUCGUGAGCCACAUACCAUCUGGGAGCGACGAGUGGAGCAUCCUGAGGCGCAGCGUCGCCUGAAGGCCCUUGAAGAACUUGAAAAAGGAGGCGCCUUCACCAAGCUCGCAAACCGAUCCAGCUACCUUCAGUCACACGUGAGAGGACGCAUGCUGAACUCGAUGAUUGAAAAGCAGGAGAUGACGAUCGACGAGGUGCUCUUGGAGGCCACAGAGAAGGGAUGUCCUGAACUUGCUCAAGAAGCUGAGAAGGUCUUGAACGAGGAGAGAUCCGUGGGUUGGGCCGACGAUGAGAGGCAGGCAUGGAUCAGCGCACCAGUUUGGUGCAAAGAGAAGGGGUAUGGUGAAGGCAAGUUUGAGUUCCAGUGCGGUGACCGCAGAGUGUGUUGGCGCUACUUGGACUACAAGGACAAGCUGCCGGUCCCAAACGAACUGGCAAGCGCGCUUGGACUACAGCCUGGAGAAGAAGAAGAGCGGCAAUGCCUGGUGCUUCAUCCUGCAGCUGGAGUUCUACUGUGGGAAGGAGACUGGGACCCAGAGCGCCGGCCAACAAUUGAUGAGGUGAAGCAGAAGGCACAAUUGUUUCGGGCGGAGCUGUGGGAUGAAGCAGCAAAUGCAAUUGCAGAGCUAGGAGAUCCUGCCCCGUGGAUUGGAGCACGCGAAGAAGUUCGAGGUUACGCACAUGAUUGCCUUCGAGCUCAUCACGACAAAGACUAUAGGCCGUUUCAAGCGUUUGUGCUGGAUGAACUGCGGGAGGUCACACUGCAAUGUUGGAGGUUGAAUUGCCGAGGCCACUUCCAGGUUGACCAUCUCGUGGGGAGCAGCCCAGGAAGCGAGAACCAGAUCAUUCCGUUCUUGACACACGGAGGUCACAUCAGGCUGCUUGUCCCGAACGACAAGGAGGAGCCCGUCAAGCUGGCCGCAGAGCUCACAUUGAGUGGUCAAGUCGAUCGUGAAUGGCCUUGUGAAGGAUGGAGGGAGUUCUUGGCGAAUGAGGACACAGCGGCUCCCCUUGUCCCAGGCAAACGACCUAAAUGCCCACGUUGCCUGGACCACAACCCAAAGCAGGGCAAGGCUGCACCACAAGUGCCGUGGAGUUUCAAUGAACAUCCCAUUGACACGCAGGAGUUGAUCCUUAUGGGAGCACAUGCCCCACUGAAGCACAGGCCAUCGUUUGCCUACGGGAUUCGGGUGCAGGAGGUCUUUGCUGGUUCCGGUACAUGGACAAAGGCGAUGGAAGAGGCUGGACUUGGAGCGAAUGAGCCCGUUGAACUGUUCGGCAACCCACUUCAAAAGAAGGACAGGCGAGACCACUUUGACCUGAAGAAUGAGUCCAUCGCCAACCACUACCUGCAGGCCACGAUGGAGAUGCCGGGCCCAAGCACGGCAAAUAUCUGGGAAUUUGGAACACCUUGUACCAGCUACUGUGACUUCAACAUCCUCAAUGGUGGGACGCGCAGCUUCACUUCGCCAGAGGGAGGCCCCAACCCCACAGCCAGUGAGGAAGAGGGCAAUUAUUUCUGCAGGCUGACCUGCAGGAUGUGCGAGCAGCUCUAUGCCUAUGACAAGGAGUUCAUCGCGGAUGGUGACCCGGUGCAGACAUCUAUGGAGGGCACGCAGAGCGAUUUGGGUGAUGAGCCUAAAAGGGAGACAGAUCUACCGGUCGUGGAGGAAGAUGAGCCACAUCGGGUCCCAUUAGCUUGGCUGACUGCAUUGAUUGGUACUACCUACCGGCCGCUUUGUGGAGAUGAGUGCUCACUACAAGGGGGACACCGCGAAGGGCAUGUCUUGGAUUGCACAAGGGCCAUCCAUGCAAUGAAUUGGUUCAACAGUCAUGUGGCUAUGACUGCUUAUCCCUGUGAACUGCGAUGGAAGGCCUGCUCACUACCUUGGCUGCAAUUACCCAGAUGGAAAUGGGAAUGCCUGCAGGAGAUCCACAUGUACCUGGACGGCUCGGCGAUUGAAGGAGGGACCGGGGCGGGGGUUGCGAUCUGGGUCUACGCUGCAGCGCAGGGUAGAGCUUUUCCACGGGGCUUUCCAGGCGGUGGUGCCAGGGAGUCAGUGAAGGAUCUCCCAAGCCAUACAUGGACCCACCCGAGGGGGCAGGUGAGCCGUCUCGACUACAUCGCAAUAUUUCCGACCGAUUGGCCGAUUGGCAUUUCCAACAAGUUCGGUCAUGGACGGAGUUUGGUCUACAAGCUCAUGGACAUUUGCAUCACAAUGCUGCCUGCUUGCAGUUUCGGUGUGUCAUUGAGGGCAGUGAGGCCAUUUCAUCGGAAACCAUAUUACGGUGAUGACACCACUGGGCCAUCCAAGAGAAGGCCAAGUUCCGAGGGCAUCUUCUCCGACUACAGGGUGCCCAGCGUCAUCAUGGUCUUCGUGUGUGCUUCAUUGCUUCGAGGGGAGCCCUUCGAGAGGAGGGUCCAACUCUUCCUGGCUUUUCGGGCAGCGCGCAAUGAGGCUUCGUCACUGCAGAGGAGAGAUAGUGUGGCUUUCUUCGAAACUCUCAAGACGGAGUGGGAAGGAUGCGAUCAACCUUCCAAAGGCAUCUUCCGCGAGCCCCAGAAAGGGAGAGACCCCGGCCGGCAAUUCAACAGGAGCAUCUUCGUGAGCAAUUAA
Durusdinium trenchii is the source of this 5619-nucleotide messenger RNA. The record is from the annotation of a GenBank genome assembly. Lineage: Eukaryota; Dinophyceae; Suessiales; Symbiodiniaceae.